Paramormyrops kingsleyae is the source of this 1428-nucleotide messenger RNA. Lineage: Eukaryota; Metazoa; Chordata; Actinopteri; Osteoglossiformes; Mormyridae. The record is from RefSeq and is a predicted model, not a curated record.
AGAAGAAUAAGAGGAAGAUCAAGAGCUGUAGUCUCAGAUGAGAUCAGAGCUACUGUAAUUGAUCAUGUAGUAAAUCAUGGUCUCUCAAUGAGAGAGGCUGGUCAGAGAGUGCAGCCAAUUCUGCAAUGCUCUACAGUGGCAUCUAUUGUUAGAGUUUUCCGGCAAACCAACAGGACUCAACGGUUACCUCACACAGGAGGGAGAGGAAGGAUGUUCACUGAUGUGCAGGAAACUGCCAUUGUUGAUAUGGUCAUCAGAAACAAUGGGAUAGAACUCACUGAGAUUAGACACAGAGUCUUGGCAGACAAUGUUACUUUUGCAAAUAUUCACAGUGUAAGCAUAACAACAAUUUCUAGAGUCCUGAAAAAACAUCAGGUCAGGAUGAAACAGUUGUACACUGUGCCUUUUGAGAGGAACUCUGAACAUAUCAAGCAACUCAGGAACCAAUAUGUCCAGAGAGUCAUGGAGAUUAAAGGCAGGCAAACACACCACAUUUUCAUCUUUGUGGAUGAGGCAGGUUUCAACUUGGCCAAAACACGGCGACGAGGGAGGAAUGUGAUUGGGAAGAGAGCCACAGUGAAUGUCCCGGGCCAGAGGGGUGCCAACAUCACAAUGUGCGCAGCAAUAUCCACUGAUGGACUGCUGUUACACAGACCACUAAUUGGGCCAUACAACACUGAACGGCUACUUGCGUUCCUGAAUGAUCACUAUGGAAGGGUUGUGCUAGGCGAGGAAAGGGAUGCGGAGAGAAGGAAUCAGCCAACAUUUAUAAUUGUAUGGGACACUGUGGCAUUUCACCACUCCCGUGCAGUCACCGAGUGGUUUGCGGCCCAUCCCAGAAUGGAGUCACUUUUCCUCCCACCUUACUCUCCAUUCCUCAACCCCAUAGAGGAAUUCUUUUCCUCAUGGCGGUGGAAGGUUUACGACCAUCAUCCACAUGAUCAAAUGUCCCUCUUGGAUGCAAUGAAUGCUGGAUGCCUGGACAUAUCAGCAGAAGAUUGCCAGGGAUGGAUCAGGCAUGCCAGAAGAUUCUUUUCUAGGUGUAUUGCCCUAGAUGACAUAAGAUGUGAUGUGGAUGAGAACCUGUGGCCAAAUGGAGAAGCCCGAGUAGAUUAGCAUUACUAUUGUAUCUGUAUCAGUGUAUGGUGUGUGUAGCUGACACUAAGAAGUGUGUUAAUUUUGCCAUGACAACACUGUUAAAGUGAAUUUCCCAAAAGAGAGUUAAAAUAAUAUCAUUAAUUUUAUUUAUUGUUUAAAGGAGUUUGUGGUGUUGCCUACAUUAUUUGAAGUUUUAAAAGUAUUUGCAUAAGAAUGAGCUAUUAAGUCACAUGACCAACGUGGCUUUGAACCGGAAGUUCUCACGUAAGGGCAUUUAGUAAUAGACAGUGAAUGGCAAGCUACGACUCUUUCUACGACUGGUCAAAGAGG